Messenger RNA from Brassica napus (rape), 1595 nucleotides. Its product is annotated as thioredoxin H8. The record is from RefSeq and is a predicted model, not a curated record. Bases 512 to 898 code for a protein of 128 amino acids. Lineage: Eukaryota; Viridiplantae; Streptophyta; Magnoliopsida; Brassicales; Brassicaceae. The transcript has 2 exons.
UUUUGUUCAUAAAUUUUGAAAAAUUUAAAGUAUAUAAUGAAUUUUAAAAUUUUAAAAUAAUUUGAAUGAAUUAUCCGAACCCGAACCGAACCCGCAAAGAUCCGAACCGAAUCCGAACCGAAAUUUAGAAAUACCCGAAUGAGGUUGAAAUCUUUGACCCCGAAAUUCGAAUAAAUUCGAACCAAACCAUUCGCCCACCCCUAAAUUUAUUUACCAAUUUGGGGUCUUCAGGAACUCAUGUCAGGCAAUAUGAUCUUAAAUUGGGAGUUAAUUAUAAAUAAAUAAAUAAACUGUUUGCUUACUUCAUGGAAUAUUUUUGGGCGACCUAUAACAACUUAAGAGCCAACAAAAUUGUACUGUGAAAUUUGGUGACCUUUUACGACCACUAGGCCCACAACAAGAAUAUCUGAGGUUAUAAAAGCCAACUCUUUCUCACAUCUUAUGCUCAAAGUAGGAGAGCAAUUCCACUUACAAAUUAUUUGCUACUUUCUGUAAGAGAUAGAGCGAGACAAUGGGUGCUAAUACUUCUUCACCAAAAGAGAGACUUUCGCUGAGCGACCUCCGUGCCAGGAAGUCACGGACACCUAAUUGCAAAGUCAGUCCCUUUAUCGUGGAAAUGAAAAAAGAGAAUCAGUGGAAAUUUCAGUUAAAUGCUCUCAAAGACACAAACAAGCUGCUGGUGAUCGAGUUCACGGCCAAAUGGUGUGGACCAUGUAAAUUCCUUGAGCCGAAGCUUGAAGAUUUAGCGGCUAAGUACACCGAUGUUGAGUUUGUGAAAAUUGAUGUCGAUGUGAUAAUGGUAAUACUUAUCAACUGCCUUUUCUUAUCUAUUUCUCAAAGUCUAAAGAAUAUAACGAAAAUAUUUCAACAAAACUUUUUUGCUUUGAGUUAUAAAUAACGUUUGAUUGACAUACAGAGUGUGUGGAAGGAGUACAACCUUUAUACUUUUCCUGCGGUUAUAUUCAUGAAGAGAGGACAAGAAGUAGACAGAGUUGUUGGUCUGAAGCUUGAUGAGAUAGAGCAAAAGCUCCACAAAUACGCAUAUUCCUUUUGAAAUAUAUAUAUGAAGCUUUUACUUGCAUGCCAAACAAAGCUCCCAUGUUUACCAUAUGCCAAGAAUUGUGUACUGCUAUGUAAAAAUAAAUGUUUUUAAAUUUAACAUUCAUACCAAAAAAAAUGUUUUAACCAAGAUUCAGCAAAAUAAAACCUAAUUUGUAUGAUGUGAAGUAAAGGAAUGGGAAAUUGGAUUUGCAUGUACCCGCCUAGUGUAAUAAUUUUUUUGACUAAUUUGUAUGGUUUACAGAUAAAAAUGAGUAUUAAAAUUUUUAUGGUUUAUUUUUUCUUGAUAUCCCAAACAACCUUAACUAAUUUCUUUACACCAAAAAAAUCUUAACUAAUUUAUAUGUAUAAAAACUCUAUAAAUUAAUACUGGAUAAAUUAAUAAACACCAUAAAUUAAUAAAUUUCUCUGGUCCCAAGUCGAGCCGGUUCAAAAUAUGACACAAAUCUAUAAUUCAGAAAAUCUUAUAUAAAUAUAUAGUUUCAUUAAAAUUAUAUAUUAAUAAUUUUUAUUUAUAUACGUUUUAUAUAAGUACA